This is a messenger RNA of Colias croceus (clouded yellow), 1108 nucleotides long. RefSeq lists its product as uncharacterized. Lineage: Eukaryota; Metazoa; Arthropoda; Insecta; Lepidoptera; Pieridae. The transcript has 3 exons. The record is from RefSeq and is a predicted model, not a curated record. Gene Ontology annotation, cellular component: nucleus. The coding region runs from base 56 to 745 and encodes 229 amino acids.
AUUAUUAUAGUCUCAAGUUUGUUUGUUCCUUGGAAAGAAGAAAGUUAAAUAAAAAAUGGAGUCAGAGGCAGAAACUAGUAAAACUAAACCUCUUUCGAAGGAAGAGACGAAAGGGCUGCUCUCCUUAAUUGAGGGGAGCAAGAUAUUGUAUAACAAGAAGACCAAUGCCACCAGUAAUAAAAUGAAGAUAGAAGAAUGGACACGGAUUGCAGGGGUCUUCAAUGCAAAUAUAGGCACCUGUCGCCGUACACCACAACAACUGCGUCUUAAGUGGGAAAACUUGAAAAAGAAUUCGCGAAAGCGCAUUGGUCUCAUGCGGAUGGAACGGAUAAAGACUGGAGGUGGGCCACCAGGGUACUUUCCUCCAGAUGAGAUCCUGGACAGGGUAGCAGCAUUACUGGGCAGCACUGGAGAGGGUCUCACAGUGAGGUUUGGUGGUGAUGCUGAGCCCCAACUUAUUGGUGAUAGUGAUGGUGAUGGGAGUGUUGGGACAGCUUAUAUUGUGCCAGCUGAUCAUCCAAUGCUAUUGAUUGACACUCCAUUGCCUGUGGAAAAUCCUACGCCGUCCAUGGAUUAUACAUCUGUGUCCAUGGGCAAUGAAGUGCCAGCCAAUGGCAUUGGGGAUGAGUUGGUGUCGCUGGGUACGCCCAAUAUCCAUUCCAUUGAAAAAAGGAAUUUCAAAACUAGUGGUAAUAUCCUAUUACAUAAUAAUAAUGUGAUACUUUGCAUGUUUGUUACACAAUAAUGCUUUAUUGGCUCAACCAAUAUGGAUAAAAUUUUGGCACACAGGUAGACUAUGACCUGGAACAUAUAUGUUAGGUACCUACAUGAAGAUUGUGAAGAUGAAUAAACAUUAAAGUUUGUGAGGAUGGAUAUUUGAUACUUUUCCAUGCAAAAACUACUAAAAGAAUUUUGAUGAAAUUUUAAACAUUAUGUUUUCCUAUAUUUAAUGCAUUUUUGUUUUACAGGUGGUGUUAAGCGGAAGCUACUGAAGCCAGACAACGGGUGUCAAGCUCGAAACAAGGCAUUGGCAGAGUAUUAUAACAUUAAAAAACAAAUGUUAGAAACUAAAAUGAGAGAGAAGAAUGAAACUUUAUUAUUACAGAAU